This is a messenger RNA of Cylindrotheca closterium, 939 nucleotides long. The record is from the annotation of a GenBank genome assembly. Lineage: Eukaryota; Bacillariophyta; Bacillariophyceae; Bacillariales; Bacillariaceae.
AUGCCUGGUAGAAGAAACCAAGGCAGAGGCGGUCGAGGUGGCCGUGGAGGAAGAUCUGCACAGCAGACUGGACGAGGGUCUCACGGCAAGAAGGCCGAUAGACCGAAGCAAUACCAUCCUCACAAUACUGACUUCACUCACGAGCAGGUGACAAUAUACUUGCUUGAGGCCAUUGCGCUCAAGAGCUUGGACUACGCUCAAGAUAUGAUCUGGAGUGUGAGAAAUAUGGCCCAUGUGGACUUUGAGGCUUUAAGAGGCACUCAAACGGUCUACAAGCCGGGAAAGAACGACUCCGAGUUCUUCAAAAGUUCAAGACAGGCUCAACUUGAUAGGAACUGGGAAAACCUAAAUGUCAAGAUUGACAAAAGAGAAGUGAUCUAUACCACAAACCAAUAUACCGUGGCUGCAAUCAUCACCAAGCAUUUCAUCACUCAAGCAAUGAGAGAUAAGUUAAGCAAUGAAACUGAUUGGUUGGACCUCAAGGAAGACCAUGUGAUGCUGUUGAAGCGUAUCAAGACAUUCAUGACCAUCACAGAUGAGACCGAGUGGCAACACUUUGGACUCAUGGAAUCUCUCAAGAGAUUCACGAACUGCACUCAGAACCAAAAUGAGUUUGUGAACGAUUGCAGAAGGCGGUUCGAAGCUCAAGCUGACCAAGUAUUCGAAAUCCUUGGCACCGAUGUGUUGCAUGUCUAUGCGACCAAAACAAUGGGGUACCUGGAUCUAUACGAUCCGGAGACCGAUCCGGACGAUAUCAAGGCGCUCCAAGAAACGUUCAAGAAAGAAGUUCUGGGCACAUUUAAAGCAAGUGCAUUUUUCUACAACUGCGACAGGUCUCGCUUCCAAAGCAUGUUGGACAAGGCAAACCAGACCUACGCCAUGGAAUUCAAGGAAUACGACCAAAGAAACGAAUACCCGACUACGAUUGACAAGCGCUGA